Molecule: messenger RNA, 1484 nt
Organism: Bombina bombina (fire-bellied toad)
Lineage: Eukaryota; Metazoa; Chordata; Amphibia; Anura; Bombinatoridae
Gene: CBX8
Product: chromobox 8
Exons: 5
Coding region: 147-1235 (362 amino acids)
Source: RefSeq, a predicted model, not a curated record
GCAACAGAGAGUGAGGGCGUUAUCGUUCAGCAGCCAAUCAGAGGGUAGCAGAAUCUUCCAUCUUUCCACAUUAGCAACGCCGCUAGCAACAAGUGGUGACGUCACGGGGAGCGCGCUGCGCGGCCCCGCAGUCGGUGCUGCUGAGCAUGGAGCUGUCUGCGGUCGGGGAGCGGGUGUUCGCGGCAGAAGCUCUGCUAAAGAGACGCAUACGCAAGGGACGCAUGGAGUAUCUGGUGAAGUGGAAGGGCUGGUCCCAGAAGUACAGUACCUGGGAGCCAGAAGAGAAUAUUCUGGAUGCAAGGCUAGUGGCAGCAUUUGAGGACAGAGAGCGAGAGAGGGAACUUUAUGGACCUAAAAAACGUGGUCCCAAACCUAAAACUUUCCUUUUAAAGGCACAAGCCAAAGCCAAUGCAAAGACUUAUGAGUUCAGAAGUGAAUCCUCACGGGGUGUGAGAGUGCCAUACCCAGGGCGUCCUCCACAGGAACUGCCAUCUAGAUCAAGGGAAGGUUUGAGGAGCAUUCCCACCUCUUCACAGGGGAGUAGUACUUCUAGAGGCGACCUCUUCAGGGAAAGUUUUGGAAGGGAGGAAGUCGGCGAAGACCCAUAUCCCCUUAAAUUAAAAAAGAGAAAGAGGUGUAAACAUGGAAAUGACCUACACAAAAUUGACCAUCUGUCUAUGAGGGCAUCUCCUACCACAGCACCAGCACAACUAGAGCAGGCAGGUUGCUCUGCAAGGGUGGAAGACGUUGGACCAGGAAAGUACCACUCUACUCAUAGUGUCAUCCAGUUAGCUAGGCGACAGGACACAGAAUUGGGCUCCCCCAGCCAGAUGGCAUCUGGCUAUUUCUAUCGGGAGCGUGGAUUGACACAAACUGUACAGGAAACAUCAGAGCAGCCUAGCACAGACACUCACCAACAAAGGACAAAACACAAAGCAGACUUCAUGUCCGCCAAGUGUCAAGAGACUGGGGUCCAUAGAAAUAGGCACAGCUCUGGACACCAGGAACAAUUGUCCGACUUUUAUAGAGGAGCACUGAGUACCCAUGGUGGAAAACCAUCCCUGAUUGCCAGAAUACCUGUCUCUAGGAUCCUUGGGGAACCAGAAGAGGAACCAUGGAGACCUCCAGUGGACAACUUUGAGAAAGUUGUAGUGACAGAUGUGACCUCAAAUUUUUUGACGGUGACAAUAAAGGAGAGUAAUACAGACCAAGGAUUUUUUAAGGAAAAAAGAUGAGUUUUUUUUUUUAUAAAUAUAUAUACAUACAAUAUGUAUGUAUGUAUGUGUGUGUGUGUGUAUAUAUGUGUGUGUAUAUACAAAUAUAUGCACACCUUAUACCCAGUAUUUCUCUGGACAGUAUGGUAAGAAAUGUCACCAUUGUUUGUUUUAUUCUCUUGUUGAUAUACUGACCUAAAAUGUUUGUAUUAGCUGUAAAUAUGUUAUUUAAAUAAUAUAAUGAUACAGAAGUCUAUAAUUCACCCUUCA